Molecule: messenger RNA, 1560 nt
Organism: Corticium candelabrum
Lineage: Eukaryota; Metazoa; Porifera; Homoscleromorpha; Homosclerophorida; Plakinidae
Exons: 6
Coding region: 1-1560 (519 amino acids)
Source: RefSeq, a predicted model, not a curated record
AUGUAUGCUGUAUCUCCUGUUGCGGGCACAGCUGUGUCUACGGGCAGUGGACAGGUGACUGUGACUGCCGGAAGAGGACCUUUCGAUGGGAAACUGAUCAUUCUGAACGAUAUCGUAGCUAAUGCUUCUUUGUCUACGGCUCGGAAAGUAUUCUCUGGGCAGAUGAUAGGUACCGUAGCUACAUCUGCUUGUCAACCAAAUUCAAUUCAUGUCACGGUGAAAGAAAAGUCGUCAUCCGGCGAUUUUUUGCCUGUUGAUCCCACUCCGUAUCUUGACCGUAUAGGACUGCCUGAUCUCAAAUGGAAUCAAGUGUGUGACGAGUACAAGCUUGUUUUUCUGGGUCUAACACUGGCAUCUGGAAGGCUAUCGGAACCAGCUAAGGAAGAUGUCAGCGACAUUCGUAGAGGGAAGAAUUCGUUUAUAGGACUUGGGGAUAAAGUCAAGGAAGCAGUAAACAAUGCCAAAAGUAAGGUAAACGAGGCUGUGGAUGAAGCGAAAGAGGGCUUGAAGAAAGUGAAACUGGAGGUAGGAAGAGCUGCUGGUGACAUUAAAGAUGCGUUUACUUCAGAUGGUGUCGAGAAUGCUUUCAAAGAGGUUUUUCCAUCACCGGGAUUGGAUCAAUUUGAGUACAAAGGUCCAGAGUUUGGCGCGUCUGCCAGCAACGGGUUUGAGAGUUUUGGCGAUUUCAUGAAUCAUUUGAAAUCGAGACUGCUAAACUACGAUCCUGGAGCGCUGACCGUCGGAACUACCCUCGAUUUGUUUACCAAGAACGGAAUGAAGGAAGAAUUGAAUGCUUUGCAGAAUCUAGUUAAUGAAUUGAAGGGAGCCUUUGAUGAGCCGACAUGCCAGAAUCCGACAGCCGCGUCUAUCAAGAAGUUACGCAGUCUCUUGCGCCGUCAGAGAAAGUCGUCCGAAGGAACUCGGUACACUAUGAUUAGACGACUGAAUGAGAGCCCCGACACGACUUGUGCCGGCAUUCGCAACUCUCUGCAACGUAUCUCCGGCCAGUAUUGCACUGUAGACGACGACUGUCUUGGUUUCUCAUGCUGUACGCCGCUCACGUUGAUUUUUUCAAAAAAGUUUGCUAGAGCUGCGGUACGUGUGGAUCCCUGUCAUAGCGCUUUGACGGUAUCUCUUGGUUCUUGGAAGCAAACAUUUAACAUAAGUUAUGCGUUCGAAGACUCCGUUGUAGUUGGUGGGAAUGUGUUUGGGAAUGACAUUUCUGUGGCCAUGUUAAUCAGGGCACUAGUGAACACGAGUUCAGCGAGAGUGUCAGCCACCGUUCGACUAUGUUCCCAACAGUUGCGAACGUGUACACCAUCUGUUGAUGUCGUACAUGAAGCCGUGUUCAAGAUUGAAUCGUCGAGUUGCCGAUCUCGAAGAAAUAUAAUCGAUCAAACGAUUUCAGUUAUUCGUGCCAUGACUCUAGAUGACUUCCAGGAAGAACUAAGCGACAAUGGGAUAAAGGGAUUUAUUAUAACUUUGUUGGCGAAGGCCAGAGGUGCUCUUCUUGAAAACGUAUGUACUGCCUUGUCUUGCCGUUCCUACUUGGCACGUUGA